AUGACCGGCUGUUCAGUUUCUGGGUGUUAUAAUUCAACGAAAAAUGGAUCUGCUAUGAAGAUAUUACCUCGCAAAAACGUGCCUAGAGAAAAAUGGAUAAAAAGUAUUAGCCGUUCCAAGUGGUCACCAGAUGAAUAUACAUAUUGUGUUUGCGAGGAACAUUAUUCAGCUUAUAAGGCUGUAACGCUUUGUUGUGAUGGUAAGCAAGAUUUUGACUCAUGUGCUGUGUCUACUAUAGAACCACAACCGAAUUCUCCAACCACGAAUAAUAAGAUGGAGUUAACUAAUUCAAAUGCCUCCGAUUCUUCCACUCAACUUCAAAAUGUUCGAAUAAAACAUCUAAAAAAUAAUGAAGCGUCAUUAUCAGAUAGUGAAUCAACAGAAUUUGAAGUAAUUGAAGAAAUAGAAUACGAAGUUAUGGAAGAAGAAGAAGAAGAAGAAGAAGAAGAAGAAGAUGAUUGUGCUCAAAGUUCUGAUAAAGACUCGGAAAAAAUGAUGAUAGCCAAAAUUAAAGAAGAAUUAACCCAAGUGAAAGAAGAAAAACUAGCCGAAGUAGGGGACGAAGAUAAUAGCAGUGAUCAGGAAAUAAAAGAAGAAUCAAUGAAUAAUUGUAAACCAAAUUUUAACAAGGAUCAAGAAAAAAUAAGUAACAUUUGUAAUAGCUGGUCUAAACAUUCGAAAAAUGUAACUAACAGCACAGAAAAGCUGUUAAAAAAUCAAGAAAAUUUAACACUGAAUACAGAUGACUCGUCUCAGAGUGAUAGAGAUUGCAGUCGAUUGCUAGAAUAUUUUUCUGACAGUUCACAAAAUUCAAAUUACAAUGAAAAAAAAUUAUUUAAUAGUCAAAGGCUUUUGACUGUUAAGAAUGAAAGUUCAUCGGUUACUUACACAACUUCGAGUAAGAAUAAGACAAAAUUGAUUAAAAGUCAAGGAAGUGAUAAAAAUAUUAAACUACAUAGUAAUAAGAUAUUAUUAAUUAAAAAAAAAAGUAAAAUUGCACCCAAACAAGAAAGUUUAAUUAACCCUGAUGAUGAAGAAUCUCAUCAGAGUACGAAUAAACUUUAUCUGAGUGGAGGCAAUUUAAUAUAUGAUUCGAAAGAAAAAUUACAUCAAGAGCUUGAAAAUACAAUUAAACAAAACAUUAAAUCAAUACAAAGUCUUAAAAAAGACUUAACAUUGAACCAGUCCGAAAAAAAAUGUAAAGCAAACGUGAAUGAAAAACAAGGAAAUUCAAUUAAAAAUCAAGAAACAACUCGGAUUGUUCCAAACUCGGUUGCUAAUCUUCAAAAUAAGUUGUUUUUAGUAGUUAAGCCAGAAAAGCUACCACAAAAUCAAGAAACUCUACCCCAGAAUUAUGCCAGGUUAAACAAAAAUCAACCUAAUUGUAAUAUGAGUAGUGACAAAAUACUUAAAAACCAAGUAAUUCUAAUUAAAAACGAAAAUAACACACAGGAAGCACCAGUAAUAUCAAAGGUAAAUGGAACUAACCCAGUAAAAAAUCAAGUAUUUUUAAUUAAAAACCCUCCUAAAGUUCCGGAAGCGCAAGAAAAUUUGAAACAGACUGGAGUAAAUCUCGUAAACAAUCAAUUAUUUUUAAUUCUUAAACAAAAUGCGCCACCGCAAAAUGAGCAAACUUCUGAUAAAAUCGGACAAGAAAUAUCGCAAAUACAAAAUUACACUGUUCAAAGUCAAGAUAAUUCAGAUGGUAACAAACGAAAGUUACGAUCAAUGACAAAGAAGGAGACUGAAAGUAAUAAAAGGGUUUGUACAGAUGAUGAUAAAGAAAAAUUACCUACCCAUUCAGAAAAAUUAAUUGAAAAUCGUAGAAAGUUAAGUCAAUAUUUGCAGUAUUUAAAUGAAGCUAGUAAAACUGUGGCUGAAUAUAAAAAAAGUAUGAUAAGACAAACUGCUUCGGAAGAAACUGCCAAAAAUGAUAAAAAUACUGUGGAAGAAAAAACAAAUGAAAUUGAUGAUGAUCCAUUCAGUACCAACGAUCCAGAGCAAUUUUCGAUGGUUAAUACACCAGUGUCAACAUCAAUGUCCACCUGUAAUAAUGGGACUAUUAAUGAUAAUAACUGCAAUAAUAAUGACCACAGCAGUAGCAGUAGCAGUAAUAACAACAAUGAUAUUAAUAUUGAUAAUAAUAAUAAAAAUAGUAAUGAUAAAGAUAAAAUAACUUACAUGAAUCAACUAAUAGAAAAGCAACAACAACUUCUUCGAGUGUACAGGAAUAAACUUGGUUUUGCAAGGUAUAAAAUAAAAGAUCAAGAAGCUAAGUUGGAGUUGUGGCGAACAAUGAUGGAAACAAUUUUCAAUGAAGAUCAAAUCAGCUAUUUGGAAGCAAUACAAUCCCAAAAAAAGCGCUGCAAAUGUUGGUCAGCUGCUACAAUUAAAGAUGCGAUUGAUAUUAAAAAUAUUGUAGGUACAGUUGGUUACGAAGAACUUUUAAGGCGAAAAUACCCGUUUCCCGCAUUAAGAACAUUGAGAGAAAAAACACAAAAAUCAAAAGAAGAUGAAUAA
This is a messenger RNA of Cotesia congregata, 2520 nucleotides long. The record is from the annotation of a GenBank genome assembly. Lineage: Eukaryota; Metazoa; Arthropoda; Insecta; Hymenoptera; Braconidae.